Molecule: messenger RNA, 1158 nt
Organism: Penicillium brasilianum
Lineage: Eukaryota; Fungi; Ascomycota; Eurotiomycetes; Eurotiales; Aspergillaceae
Source: the annotation of a GenBank genome assembly
GCCAGUUGUCUUGGAUGGCGUGCUGCGAUGGAGUAGUCAAGUGGUACUGAGCAGAUUCCAUUCGAAUUUGCUUUAUAUCGAAGGGUUAAAUAGUAAAUAAUUUGAGAUAAACUGCGUCGUGUCUUCUGUUGAUCUAACGCAGCCUAUUCAGCUCAAUAAGAUCAAACAAGAAGAGAUCGGGCGACUCGUAAAUUUACCGUCCAUAGUUGCAUGCAGUCAAGAAAAACUUCUUGGCGAACUCGCGACGUCAUGCUCGACCAAGCAACCCUUGCAUACGAGGGACAAUCUUCAACCAUAGCACUCAACCGACACUAAGCCAUUGAGCCGGUCUUGACAAUCAGAGUCAAUUCUGGCGAGCGUAUCUAGACCUUUACAGCCCUCGCUGCUCGCCCAGCCGAGUCCUCCGAUCGCGACUUGCACGCCGACCACAUCAGCUCACGAGAGCUCCACGACCCCCUCACACCAUGAACCGUGAACCUGUUCCCUCGUCCUUCGAGGACAAUCCCCAAUUCAAGGAGGAGACUGGCGCUCAGAAAUUUACCAGACGCCUGAAGGAGGAGCCUCUGAUUCCACUUGGAUGUGCCGCAACAUGUUACGCCCUCUACCGAGCCUACCGAUCCAUGCGAGCCGGCGACUCCGCCGAAAUGAACCGCAUGUUCCGCGCCCGUAUCUACGCCCAAGCCUUCACACUAGUCGCCCUCGUUGCCGGAGGAAUGUACUUCAAGACGGAGCGCCAACAGCGUCGGGAAUUCGAGCAGGCGGUGGAAGAGCGCAAGGCACAGGAGAAGCGCGACGCAUGGCUGCGGGAACUGGAGAUCCGCGACAAGGAGGACCGCGAGUGGCGAGAGCGUCAUGCGGCUAUUGAGGCGGCGGCGAAGGAGGCAGGACAGAGGCCGUCUUCACAGGAGCCGGAUGCCGCUCGGUCAGCUAUUGAGCCGGCGGAUGAAAAGUCGAUCGGGGUCAUGGAUGCCGUGCGGGCCUUGCUGUCAAGAGACAACUAAGUACGGGCUACAGUGUGGUAUGUCCCACAUUGUACUUUGGUCAAUCGUGGCACUUGUAAAAAACGGGGAUAGGUUUUGUAGUCGUGUAUGAUUUUGUAUAUAGAUGCUCUCAUCUCCACCAUACAUUUUAUGCUUGAAUUAAUUCUUUUCUGAAACC